This is a messenger RNA of Lacerta agilis (Sand lizard), 2187 nucleotides long. RefSeq names its product WSC domain containing 1 (gene WSCD1). The record is from RefSeq and is a predicted model, not a curated record. The transcript is spliced from 8 exons. NCBI's taxonomy places the organism in Eukaryota, Metazoa, Chordata, Lepidosauria, Squamata, Lacertidae. The coding region runs from base 170 to 1918 and encodes 582 amino acids. Gene Ontology annotation, molecular function: sulfotransferase activity.
AGCAUCCUGAAUACAGAGGAAUAUGGAUAUCCAUCCAACCGUGAUAGUGGAAGAAAACAUUUUUGAGAGAGGAAAGGUUCCAAGAUAAUGAGGUGGACCUAUGGGAGGAAUGAGUGAGUAGCCUAGCAGUGUGCUAAAGGCGUGAGGAGCCCAGGUUCACAGCAAGGGUAUGGCCAAACCUUUCUUCAGACCACAGAAGUUUCUUCGGAGGACCCAGUUUCUGCUUUUCUUCCUCACUGCAGCUUAUCUGAUGGCUGGUAGCCUCCUGCUACUGCAGCGAUCCCGCUUUGUCCUCCAGCAAGGUUUCCGUGGGGCCUCUGGGAACCAGGCCCUGCCAGUUGUGGACGCUUUGGUGGGUGCUGGGAGCGCAGAUACGAGACCUGUGCAAAACACUCAUUUGACUCCUAAACUUCUAGUGAACAUGGAUACAUUCCAUGGACCAACACCGGACCAGAAGUAUGGGCCGCGGUGGCUGAUGUCCAGAAACUCUGAACUGAGGCAGUUACGAAGGAGAUGGUUUCUCCGGUUUGUAAAUGAGCAAGAGCCAAUGCAAGCUGUGGGAACGAAGAGGCUGAAACAUGCAUCCGAAAGCAAAGGCACUUACAUUGGAUGCUUCGGUGAUGAUUCCAGGGAGAGGACUCUGAAAGGUGCUGUGUUUUAUGACUUGAGAAAAAUGACUAUUUCUCACUGCCAGGAAGCAUGCUCUGAGAGGGCUUACACCUAUGCUGGCUUGGAGUAUGGAGCAGAAUGCUAUUGUGGAAACAAGUUGCCCACGACUUUGGCAAAGCAGGAGGAGUGCAACAAUGAAUGCAAAGGAGAGAAAGGAACAAUCUGUGGAGGCAUCAACAGGCUAUCUGUUUAUCGUGUGGAGGAGCAGCCAUGGGCUGGACCAAAACGACGGCAGAAUAUUAUCUAUCGAGGGUGUUUCAGAGCACCAGAGAAUUUAACAAACACCUUGCCGGUCUCUUUGAUACACGCCAAUUUGACAGUGGAGAUGUGCUCCGAAUUUUGCUCCAAGAAAGAAUUCCCUUUGGCAGCCAUCAGAGGACCCCAUUGCCGUUGUGGCUUCCCAACAAUUCAUUUCCCAUUACACAACAGCUUGGACAGCUCAUUCUGUAGCAGGUUGCAAAACUGCAGCAGCACGGCUGAAGACCCAAAGAGGGGGGACUAUCUCUUUGUCUAUCAAACUCCUGUCCAAGACACCCGCUGCACAGACCGGAUGUUUCUCCCCACCAAAUCCAAAGCAUUUGUGGCAUUGUCGAGCUUCCCUGGAGCUGGCAACACCUGGGCUCGUCAUUUGAUAGAACACGCUACAGGAUUCUACACAGGGAGCUACUAUUUUGAUGGAACCCUAUAUAAUAAAGGUUUUAAAGGGGAAAAGGAUCACUGGAGAAGCAGGAGAACUAUUUGUGUCAAAACUCACGAGAGUGGCCAAAAAGAAAUUGAAAUGUUUGACUCGGCCAUCUUAUUGAUACGGAAUCCAUACAAGUCGCUGGUGGCAGAAUUCAACCGGAAGUGUGCAGGCCAUCUCGGGUAUGCCACAGAUCGCAACUGGAAAAGCAAAGAGUGGCCAGAUUUUGUAAACAGCUAUGCUUCCUGGUGGGCUUCCCACGUGUUGGACUGGCUCAAAUAUGGCAAACGUCUCCUCGUCAUCCACUACGAAGACUUGAAGCAGGCCCUGCUCCCUAAUCUGAAAGAAAUGGUCAGAUUCCUGAACAUCACAGUGACGGAGGACCGGUUGCUCUGUGUUGAGAACAACCGAGAUGGGAACUUCAAGCGGUCAGGAGCCAAGCAGAAGGGAUUUGACCCAUUCACAGAGGAGAUGAAAAACAUGAUCAAUAAAUACAUUAUGAUGGUGGACAAAGCCCUGAGAGAGAGAAACUUUAUCGGGCUUCCAAAAGAGUAUUUGCCCAGAUGAUGUCAUAUGACCAGCUAGCUCCAUUAAAAAAAAAGAUCCUAAUAAUGAAAUUUUUUUAAAGGCCAGAAUUUUAUAGCAGUAAAAAGGGAAGAUUUGCACAGGGUCUGCUGAUGAAUGCAAAUUCUUGAGACUUGGACGCUCUUCAGGGGUACUAAGUGCUACAAAAGGCAAGCAAUGAAGGAUGGAAAUUGGGUUAUAAACCAAGGCAAAAGACAUUAGCGUCUCUGCCUCUGUGUGUCCUUUUCUCUAUAAAUGGCUACAAAUUUUAA